Messenger RNA from Micropterus dolomieu (smallmouth bass), 2721 nucleotides. It is a transcript of the gene bcl3, whose product is annotated as BCL3 transcription coactivator. Bases 431 to 1942 code for a protein of 503 amino acids. The record is from RefSeq and is a predicted model, not a curated record. Lineage: Eukaryota; Metazoa; Chordata; Actinopteri; Centrarchiformes; Centrarchidae. The transcript has 9 exons. Gene Ontology annotation, molecular function: protein binding.
AUAAUUUGCCCUUAAAUGCUACACUCGCUUUCUUUCGAUUUAAAGGGAAAGCACCGCUUGUGUCACAGUGAGUACGUUCAUUAAAAGCAGAUGCACUGUGUGAAGCACUGUAGCUCACCUGCAGUUGUUAGCCUAGGUACGCAAGGAUACACACUAUCUACACUAAACUUGUAGUAACUCUUCUUCAAAAACAAAUUUGCAUUCCGAGUCAAUGAAUUUUGUCGCUCGGCCUGAAAUACACCAGUGACACAAAAGGAAACAGAGUGAUGAUUUGAUCGCUGCCCAUUUGGUUUCAUGGGGAUGGGAAUAGCGCACUAUUGGCCAAUUUGGAUGGACCGAUCCCACUAAACUGUCACUGAACGUCGAGAAGUUGUCUUCACGCGCACACACCUGAAACUUCUUCAGAUCCUGAGCGCCUCGCCCACAGUUGAUGCCGAGGAUCAUGACCAUGAACGGUGACCACCAGUCGGUUGCCACAGCGCCGCUGGAUCUGCGCACCACUAACCGAGAGCGUGGGAGCGCCGGGUCAAGGACCCCGGACUGCAAAGGUCGCGUCAGGGACGCUCGGGUAACAGGCGGCUCACCUGCACCCCCUGCGUGCACAGGAACGGAUAGUUUGGAAAUACGCUGCCCCUCGGUCAGAGGCACACCGGGCUCAGAAUCCGGCGCUGCUCGCAAACGACCAGCGGACAAAUCUUCCUUAAGGCUUCCUUUUAGGAAACGCCCGAUUCUUGUCGAGCCGGAGACCCAAACGCAGUCACCGGCGCCACCAGAAAGUGUAGACCGCUUUUCCCCUGCGGUAGAUACGGACAUCACAAUUCGGGAAAGUUUUGCCGGUAGAUUGGGACAAGCCACAGACGAAAGCAGGGUCGUUGCAGCACAGGUGACUCCCAGGCAGGUUGAAGAGGCAGGACAGAGCCAAGAUGGAUAUCCUAUAAGCUUCAUGUACCCAUUUGAUUACGGUUCCUGCCGACUGUACUGUGUGGCUGCUGCCCCAGAGCCAAACCCUCUGGCCCACCCCGGACACCUGCUGUCUGGUGUCGCUCUGGCUACACGUCAAGAUGAAGAUGGAGACACAGCUCUGCAUAUAGCUGUGGUGCAGGGGGAGUUGGCCGUCGUCUACAAACUGAUCCAACUUCUGAUAUGGGCUCACAGAGACAUUGAUAUCUACAACAACCUCUGGCAGACUCCCCUCCAUUUGGCAGUGAUAACCCAGCAGGCAAACAUGGUGGAGGCUUUGUUGAGAGCCGGGGCUGACCCUGCUGCCUUGGACCGUAACGGCCAAACAGCGCUCCACCUCUGCUGCGAAUACGACCAGCUUGAUUGUCUGUCUGUUGCGCUCUCUUGCUCCUCAUCCUCCACAUGCCUGGAGAUCAGAAACUAUGAGGGUUUGAGCCCUCUCCAUCUGGCUGUGCUGCGUGGCCAUAAAGGUUUGGCCAGAAUGCUGCUGGAUGCAGGAGCUGACAUCAACGCUAUGGACAUCAAAAGUGGUCAGAGUCCUCUCAUGCACGCGGUGGAGAGCAAUAACACAGACAUGGUCCACUUCCUCAUUGAGAGUGGCUGUGAUGUCAACAGCCAGUCAUACAGUGGGAACACUGCCCUGCACAGCGCCUGUGGACGAGGGCAGGUGGACACGGUGCGGCUGCUGCUGAAGAGCGGAUCUGACAGCAGCCUCAAGAACUACCACAAUGACACACCUGUGAUGGUAGCCAAGAACAAGAAAAUAGCAGAUGUGUUACGAGGGAGAGGCUCAAACCAGAUUAAAGUUCAAGAUCAACACUGUGUGUCUGUCUCACCACAUGGGAGCAACUUAACGGAAAAUGGGUCCCCAUCUCCCAACCACAGUCGUGGAUGUUCGCCUUUGACUACACCACACACCCCUCACCAUAGCACCUCCCACUCUCCAAAGACUCCAUCUACGCUUGUAUUUCCAUUUUACUAGCUCAGAGUUAUUGUCCAGUGCAACUUUUAACUACCUCCACGCAGCCAACCAACAAAGAGCUGCCAAAAUGUCAUCCAGGAGAACGUUCAGCAAACAGGAUAGCAGACCAGCAAAAGACUGCACCUGAAGUAAGACAAGCUGGCCUUAUUUUCCUGGACUCCAUGACAGACUCAUAGUUGGCAUCCCUCCUUGGGCUAUGAUGCCUGGACACACUGACUGCAACAUCUCUGCUCAUCCAGCUGCUGUUGUGGGAACUCCCCUUAUGACUGGGAGCAAACUGGUGACCUACAAGCUGCUGCAGGGAUCAGCUGUAUUUCUAUGCAGCAACAGAAAUGUGUCACUGCAUGCAAUCAAGAGUGAACUUAAAGAACUGUAUAAAAAGAUAUGUCAGUAAAUGAUGGACAUGAACCUAAGUUUAGUGAACUCACAACUCCCUUUUUAAAGUAUUUUAGCGUUAAAUAGAGGACAGUAGAGAUAACAGCAAAUGAAGGGGAAGUAGGGAUUAAAUUUAACAAAUGUCCCAACCUGGACUUGAAGUGGGGAUGUUUUGACACCCUAAGUAAAUGUAUUCAGUCUGCUUAUUGUAAGGCUAGACAAUGUACAUGACCUGAUUAAUAUAUCAAAAUUCCUUCUUCUGCCAUUUUAAUAAUCUAUGUUCACAGUACAUUUCAGGUCUCUUUGUGUGCAUUAUGUGGCUGUGCGCGUGUGUAUUAUUUUUUUGUAUCACUUUUUGUCAAAAGUUGUAGAUAUUUUUAUAUAAAAUUUGUCCAGAAGAUUCA